Molecule: messenger RNA, 627 nt
Organism: Sclerotinia trifoliorum
Lineage: Eukaryota; Fungi; Ascomycota; Leotiomycetes; Helotiales; Sclerotiniaceae
Source: the annotation of a GenBank genome assembly
CCAGCCCAGGCACUCGAGCCCACAUCAUAGUAAUCCACAUUCAUUCCUCUUGUUCACAUUCAAACCUUUCCAAAUAUGUCAACCCAUCAACGCAACAUUGCAUCACGACAAGUCCGACCUCCCCCGAGAAAAAACGGUACUAAUGCUUCAUACACGAGCAAUCCACUCCCCAACUACAGGGAGCCAUCUCAACAAAAAAACAAAAAUCCUUUCCAGUAUGCUCAUGAUCCUCAACCUAGUGCCGAUGAAUUCAACCGCGCACAAGUUAAUCCAUGGUCUCAAACAUCAGCACUCUCACCACCAUCUCCACAGCUGAGUAUAAUUUCGAUGGAUGGCCGAAAGCCUAUGCAUGAGACACCUAACCAUGCGAAGGAUAUGUAUUAUACUAAAUUCCAGCCAGCACCUAGAAAGCCAUCGGGGCUAGGAUGGUCUGUAUGCCAGGGAGCUGUUCCUUCAAAUAAUACCGCGAUUAAGAAUGUAAAGGAUAUUCCAGAUCCUCGGGAGAAGAAUGAGGUAAGCAUAACCAUUAAUUUUCUUAAAUGACUAGGGGAAAUACUAACCUCUGUUGAUAGAAACAUAACAAAGAUGGCGGUUGUGGUUGUUCGAUACAGUAAGCUUUUUGGUGUG